CAAGCAACUCGGCUGAAACGAUAAUCACGAAAAUGAACGUUUUACUCCAGAAACAUGGAGCUAAACAUAUAUGUAAGGUCCCGGAAGGAUUACGCGAACUAUGCACCGACAUCGCACGCGAGGUUCUACGCUCGCAACCGAGGAACAUUUAUUGCUUUGUGGCUGAUUAUGUUGAAGCGCUUUUGAUCACACGAGAAAAUGCAAAAGUCGCGGUGAAAGUCGUAAACAAUAUUUUAUUGGAGAGUCAAGCCAUCGUGGGUAUACUUCACCGGAGCGGCUUGAGUUUGGAGCAAAUCGCCCGCGCCGCGCCCAGGAUUCAGACGGCGUUCCGCGCGUACUUGGACGCGGUAGACAUGCGAGCGACCCAGGUGCGCGACGACACAAUUUCCUACGAGAGAUCCAAGGUAUCUCUGCAAAGUAUUCUGCAAGCGACGGGAGUCUCACUGAAACAGGCGGAGAAGCAUGCCACGAUAAUACAAGCUGCUUUCCGCGGGCAUUACGAGAGGAUGCUAUUAAACGAAUCCCGUGGCAUGAUUCAAUGGCAACGAGCGGCAACAAGGACCCUCGAGAUCCUGAGAAAGACAGGAGCUUCGCAAGCAGAGGCGUCGAAAGCCGCCAUUUUAAUACAAGCUACUUAUCGCGGCUAUUAUACAAGGAGAAACCUUGUAAAAAUAAAAAUGCAGGCUAUGCAACCGCAGGAGGAAGAGAAAAGAAACGAGGUAGACAUGAUAGAACCCAAAGAAGCCGUUCAAGCAGUAGCUUGGUUGGAUAUGAUGUACGAGGAAUCAGGACUGACACCAAUGAGAGCAAAUGAAGCUGCAUCCACUAUACAAAAAGCUUACAGACGAUAUCGCGAGAGAAAAAAUAACUCUAAACCGUCGGUAGAAUCAACGAGAUCGGCAGUGGCAGAAGCCAUUCUCAAAAAUUUGCAGCAGAAGGUUUUCGACGAAGUCAUGACUCGUGCGGACAUCCCCGCAGAAUUUGGUAAUCGAGAGGACUUGACGAAAGCUGGCGAAGAACUUCAACGCGCUUUUAAAGAUCGAUUAACACGUGCUCGCUUGGCACAAGAAUACGACGAGGAGGAACUUGCUUACGAAGAGGAGCCUGAAUCAUUUGAGAAAGUGGUGGACUCAAUUAGCGUGCCAGAAGAUUGGCAAGAAGAUCGAGAGAUCGAAGUAGAAUCAGAACGUGACGAAGAAACAAACAUGUACAUGUAAUAUUAGCUCUCUCGAAGAGAGAGCCGAACUUUCCGAAAGGAGGAGGGAAAAGCGUCGCGAUGCUGCGGAAUCCUUUCCAGAGACCAACGAGAUGGGCCAAUUAACAUGAAAGCUGUGGGCGAACAGUACGAGAGAAGAAACGAAACAACGAGCGUACGACCAUCACAAAGAGCCCAGCAAGCGAAAAGUCGUCUCCGGAGGCAGCCGAAUGCCGGAGACACCAUGGUUUUUAAUGCACAUGCUUACGUUCGAUAAUACCGUUAACGUGCCGCGUUUUCGUAAUGAGCUUAAAAUUCUCCAUCUCAGAUGGAAACUGGCUCUCUGGCACGUGUAUUUGAAUAA
Molecule: messenger RNA, 1559 nt
Organism: Mycetomoellerius zeteki
Lineage: Eukaryota; Metazoa; Arthropoda; Insecta; Hymenoptera; Formicidae
Exons: 9
Coding region: 33-1217 (394 amino acids)
Molecular function (GO): calmodulin binding
Source: RefSeq, a predicted model, not a curated record